Messenger RNA from Parus major (Great Tit), 5691 nucleotides. RefSeq names its product calcium voltage-gated channel subunit alpha1 S (gene CACNA1S). Gene Ontology annotation, molecular function: high voltage-gated calcium channel activity. The transcript is spliced from 43 exons. Gene Ontology annotation, biological process: calcium ion import across plasma membrane. NCBI's taxonomy places the organism in Eukaryota, Metazoa, Chordata, Aves, Passeriformes, Paridae. The record is from RefSeq and is a predicted model, not a curated record. Gene Ontology annotation, cellular component: membrane; voltage-gated calcium channel complex. Bases 101 to 5479 code for a protein of 1792 amino acids.
AGGAGACAGAGACCCAGAGGAGCUCCAGCUGGCUGGGACCUGGGGAAGGGGGGCUCCACUGCAGGGCAGGAGGGGAACAGACAGCUAGGGGAGCAACACCAUGGAGCCUGCUUCUCCCCAGGGUGACGUGAAGAAGAGGCAACAGAAGGAGAAGUCCAAGAAGCCGGUACCACCAAUAGCUCCUCGUCCACCCAGAGCCCUGUUCUGCUUAACCCUGGAAAACCCUCUGCGGAAGGCGUGCAUCAGCAUCGUGGAGUGGAAACCCUUCGAGAUCAUCAUCCUCCUCACCAUCUUUGCCAACUGCGUUGCUCUGGCCAUCUACCUGCCCAUGCCUGAGGAUGACACCAACAUCGCCAACUCCAGCCUGGAGAAGAUUGAAUAUGCCUUCCUCAUCUUCUUUGCCAUCGAGGCCAUGCUCAAGAUAAUUGCCUAUGGCUUUCUUUUCCACACGGAUGCCUACCUCCGAAACGGCUGGAAUGUGCUCGACUUUUCCAUUGUGACUCUAGGGCUCAUCACCAUGACCCUGGAGCAGGUCAAUGUGAAGCAGGGAGGGCCUUCGGGGGGAAAAGGCGGCUUUGACGUGAAGGCGCUGCGAGCGUUCCGUGUGCUGAGACCCCUGCGCCUGGUGUCCGGAGUGCCGAGCCUUCAGGUCGUCCUGAACUCCAUCAUCAAAGCCAUGGUGCCCCUGCUGCACAUAGCCCUGCUGGUCCUCUUCAUGAUCAUCAUCUACGCCAUCGUGGGGCAGGAGCUCUUCAAGGGCAGGAUGCACAAGACCUGCUACUACCUUGGGACAGAUGUGAUUGCCACAGUGGGCUCAGAGAAGCCAGCUCCGUGCACCAGCUCCGGCCACGGGCGGCACUGCAGCAUCAACGGCACCGAGUGCCGCAGCGGCUGGCCAGGACCCAACAACGGCAUCACCCACUUCGAUAACUUCGGCUUUGCCAUGCUCACUGUCUACCAGUGCAUCACCAUGGAGGGCUGGACAGAAGUUCUCUACUGGGUAAAUGAUGCCAUGGGGAAUGAAUGGCCCUGGAUCUACUUUGUCAGCCUAAUCUUACUUGGCUCCUUCUUUGUGCUCAACCUGGUGCUGGGUGUGCUCAGUGGAGAGUUCACCAAGGAGCGCGAGAAGGCCAAGUCACGGGGAACGUUCCAGAAGCUGCGGGAGAAGCAGCAGCUGGAGGAGGAUCUGCGGGGCUACAUGGACUGGAUCACCCACGCAGAGGUCAUGGACAGUGAUCGGGCCAGGGGAGAAGGUAUGAUGCCAUCGGAUGAAGGAGGGUCAGAGACUGAGAGCUUGUAUGAAAUUGAGGGCAUGAACAAGUGGAUUCUCUUCUUGUACAAUGCCAACCGGCUGCUGCUCGCCCUCUUUGUGGCCGAGAUGCUGCUGAAGAUGUACGCGCUGGGGCUGCGCCAGUACUUCAUGUCGCUCUUCAACCGCUUCGACUGCUUCGUGGUGUGCUCAGGGAUCCUGGAGACCAUCCUGGUGGAGCUGGGCACCUUGUCCCCUCUGGGCAUCUCCGUGCUGCGCUGCAUCCGGCUCCUCCGCAUCUUCAAGAUCACCAGGUACUGGACAUCUCUGAGCAACCUGGUGGCCUCUCUGCUCAACUCAGUCCGCUCCAUUGCCUCUCUGCUCCUCCUCCUCUUCCUCUUCAUCAUAGUUUUUGCCCUGCUGGGCAUGCAGCUCUUUGGGGGCAAGUUUGAUUUCGAGGACAUGAAAGUGCGGCGCAGCACAUUUGACAACUUUCCCCAGGCCCUCAUCAGUGUCUUCCAGAUCCUGACUGGAGAGGACUGGAAUUCAAUCAUGUAUGAUGGGAUCAUGGCCUACGGGGGCCCAUCCUUUCCUGGCAUGCUGGUCUGCAUCUACUUCAUCAUCCUCUUUGUCUGUGGGAACUAUAUCCUCCUCAAUGUUUUCCUGGCCAUUGCAGUCGAUAACCUGGCUGAGGCUGAGAGCCUGACGUUAGCCCAGAAGGCCAAAGCAGAAGAGCGCAAACGGCGGAAGAUGUCCAGAGGUUACCCAGAGAAGUCUGAAGAGGAGAAGCAGAUGCUGGCAAAGAAACUGGAGCAGAAAGCAAAGGGAGAAGGGAUUCCCACGACAGCCAAGUUGAAAGUGGACGAAUUUGAAUCCAAUGUCAAUGAGAUCAAAGACCCCUACCCUUCUGCAGACUUCCCAGGUGAUGAUGAGGAAGAUGAGCCUGAGAUCCCCCUGAGUCCUCGGCCACGUCCCCUUGCAGAGCUUCAGCUGAAGGAGAAGGCUGUGCCCAUGCCUGAAGCUAGCUCAUUCUUCAUCUUCAGCCCAACCAACAAGUUUCGGGUCCUGUGCCACAGAACUGUUAAUGCCACCUGGUUCACCAACUUCAUCCUGCUCUUCAUCCUGCUCAGCAGCAUUGCCCUGGCAGCUGAGGACCCCAUCCGCGCCGAGUCCUUCCGCAACCAGAUCCUUGGAUACUUUGACAUCGGUUUCACCUCUGUCUUCACAGUUGAGAUCGUCCUGAAGAUGACGACCUACGGUGCUUUCCUGCACAAAGGCUCCUUCUGCAGGAACUCCUUCAAUAUCCUUGACUUACUGGUGGUUGCUGUCUCCCUCAUCUCCAUGGGAUUUGAGUCCAGUACCAUCUCUGUGGUGAAGAUCCUGCGGGUGCUGAGGGUGCUGAGGCCUCUGCGGGCCAUUAACAGGGCGAAGGGGCUGAAGCACGUGGUCCAGUGCGUGUUCGUGGCCAUCAAGACUAUUGGGAACAUUGUGGUGGUCACGACAUUGCUGCAGUUCAUGUUUGCCUGCAUUGGAGUCCAGCUCUUCAAGGGCAAGUUCUACAGGUGCACAGACCCAUCCAAGCUGACAGAGAAGGAGUGCAGGGGUCAGUUCAUCAACUAUGUGGACGCGGACCCCACGCAGAUCGAGGUCCAGGAGCGUGUCUGGCUGCACAGCGACUUCCACUUCAACAACGUCUUCUCAGCCAUGAUGUCGCUCUUCACGGUCUCCACCUUCGAGGGCUGGCCAGAGCUGCUGUACAUGGCCAUUGACACCAAUGCUGAGGAUGCAGGCCCUAUCUACAACUACCGGGUGGAGAUUGCAAUGUUCUUCAUCAUCUACAUCAUCCUCAUUGCCUUCUUCAUGAUGAACAUCUUUGUGGGCUUUGUCAUCGUCACCUUCCAGGAGCAAGGGGAGAAUGAGUACAAGAACUGUGAGCUGGACAAGAAUCAGCGCCAGUGCGUGCAGUACGCACUGAAGGCUCGCCCGCUGCGCCGCUACAUCCCCAAGAACCACUACCAGUACCAGAUCUGGUACGUGGUCACCUCCUCCUACUUCGAGUACCUCAUGUUCUUCCUGAUCCUGCUCAACACCAUCUGCCUGGGCAUGCAGCAUUACAACCAGUCUGCAGAAAUGAACCACAUCUCAGACAUCCUCAAUGUGGCCUUCACCAUCCUCUUCACCCUGGAAAUGGUCCUCAAGCUCAUGGCCUUUAAAGCCAAGGGCUACUUUGGAGACCCCUGGAAUGUCUUUGACUUCCUGAUAGUGAUUGGCAGCAUCAUCGAUGUCAUCCUCAGUGAGAUUGAUACCAUUCUUGCCCCCAGUGGUGGAUUGUACUGCCUGGGCGGAGGCUGUGACGGCGCUGACUCUGAUGACAACUCCCGCGUCUCCAUCACUUUCUUCCGGCUGUUCCGGGUGAUGCGACUGGUGAAGCUGCUGAGCCGGGGCGAAGGUGUCAGGACCCUCCUGUGGACCUUCAUCAAGUCCUUUCAGGCUCUGCCAUACGUGGCCCUGCUGAUUGUGAUGCUCUUCUUCAUCUAUGCUGUGAUUGGGAUGCAGAUGUUUGGGAAGAUCGCCAUGGUGGAUGGGACCCAGAUCAACCGAAACAACAACUUCCAGACCUUUCCACAGGCUGUGCUGCUGCUCUUCAGGUGUGCCACCGGUGAAGCCUGGCAGGAGAUCCUGCUGGACUGCAGCUACGGCCGGCGCUGCGACCCCGAGUCCGACUACGCCGAGGGCGAGGAGUACACCUGUGGCACCGGCUUUGCCUACUUCUAUUUCAUCAGCUUCUACAUGCUCUGUGCCUUCCUGAUCAUUAACCUCUUUGUGGCUGUCAUCAUGGACAACUUUGACUACCUGACACGGGACUGGUCCAUCCUCGGCCCCCAUCACCUGGAUGAGUUCAAGCGGAUCUGGGCCGAGUACGACCCCGAGGCCAAGGGGAGAAUCAAGCACUUGGAUGUGGUGACUCUGCUGAGGCGUAUCAACCCUCCCCUGGGCUUUGGGAAGUUCUGCCCACACCGUGUAGCCUGUAAGCGCCUGGUGUGUAUGAACAUGCCCCUGAACAGCGAUGGCACCGUCACCUUCAACGCCACCCUCUUUGCUCUGGUGAGGACAGCGCUCAAGAUCAAGACAGAAGGUAAUUUUGAACAGGCCAAUGAGGAGCUCAGAGCUAUUAUCAAAAAAAUCUGGAAGAGAACGAGUAUGAAGCUUUUGGACCAGGUCAUCCCACCUAUUGGAGAUGAUGAGGUGACAGUGGGCAAAUUCUAUGCUACUUUCCUGAUCCAAGAACAUUUCAGGAAGUUCAUGAAGCGCCAGGAGGAAUAUUACGGGUACCGGCCCAAGAAAAACCCUGUGGAGAUCCAGGCUGGGCUGAGGAGCAUUGAAGAGGAAGCUGCCCCUGAAAUCCACCGGGCCAUUUCUGGGGACUUGACUGCAGAGGAAGAGCUGGAAAGAGCCAUGGUGGAGGCUGCCCUGGAGGAAGGGAUAUACAGGAGAACAGGUGGCUUGUUUGGCCAGGUGGACAGCUUCAUGGAGCCCAGCAGCCCUCUGCAGCCCCAGGUGGCCAGCCAGAGGCCCCUGCAGUUCACUGAGGUGGGCAGUGAGGACCUCGACUCUCCCGUGUUCCUUGAUGACUUCCCCCAGGAAGGAAACACCAACAUCAACAAUGCCAAUAGCAGCUGCUGGCUGGAGGGGGUGCAGUAUGAGGAUGAGGUGCUCAGGAAGACGGUACCAGCAGCACACAGGCACCCAGCACGGGAGCACAACCGCCCCAUACCCAUGGAGAGGCUGAGCAGGAGGCGAGGGGCCACCUCUGGAUGUCCCUCAGCACCAGGGCCACUCCUCCCCCAGCAGCUGCCCACAGAGGAUGGCACUGUGACAGCAACAGCAUCCAGCUCAGGGUUCCAGCUGAGAGAAACUGGUGAGCCAGGAACAUCCUCCACACCAGCCAUCACCUUCCUUAUUCAGGAGGCUCUGAUCUCCGGAGGCCUCGGGGCUCUGGCCCGGGACUCGUCGUUUGUAGCAGUGACCAGGGACGAGAUGGCAGCCAGCAGCCAGCUGGAGAUGGAUGAAGUGGAGAAAGCAGCCGUGGAGCUGCUAAAAGGAAGAGAAACACUGCAGGGCACAAAAACCAGCUCUGCCCCACUGGACACCUCAGCUGUGCCACCAGGCAGAUCCCCAGGGCUCGGUGCAGCUCCCUCCCAAAAGACCAUUGCUACCACUCGCCUGUGAGCUGCCCACCGCAGCAGCCCAGGGUCCUGGCACAGGGGGUGCUGGAGCAGAGCCACACUGCUCCUGCCUGUGGUCCUGAGGUACUCUGGCCAGCUGUGGUACUGCUUUUGGGACAGGUCUCUGGCAUGCUGGUGCAGAACAGGACAAUGCUGUUCCAGCGGGGUGUUGCAAGAAUGGACAGGUGAUUAAAGUGUUCCUGCUGUGUGACUCUG